Paramecium tetraurelia is the source of this 2754-nucleotide messenger RNA. RefSeq lists its product as uncharacterized. The record is from RefSeq and is a predicted model, not a curated record. The transcript is spliced from 5 exons. NCBI's taxonomy places the organism in Eukaryota, Ciliophora, Oligohymenophorea, Peniculida, Parameciidae.
AUGCAUGUGGGAUUAUCAAAUAAGUUUUCAAUCUAGGGGUCAAAACGUAAGAUUGCUAGUUUGCAAUUCAGCGACAAGACAGUUGAGGAUUACUCAAAAGCUAUGUCUGUUGGAAACCCACAUGAUUUGAACACUUCACCUUUUCCUUAAUUAUACAGCCCUGCGGGGAAAAGAUAAAUGUUUUAGCGAGUGGAUCGUUUUAGUGUUUUGUAACCGAUAAAAAAGGAGGAGGAUAAAUUAACAGAUAAAGAUAUUAUGAGAUAGUUAUAAGAAUCGCCAGAACAGAAGUUGGAGGAUUAAAUUCCAAAGCAAUUAGUAGGAUCUUAAUCUGCCCGCAGUUAUUUUUAACAUUACAAAGUACUUACUAAGGUGAAACAACAAAAUGAAUAUCACAAAAUUAAUGAUUCAAUAUAAACUUAGAUGCUCAAGUAGGCAGAAUCAGUAGAUGUGUUACCUUGUAAAUUGGGUCUCAUUAAACUCAAUGGUAGUGAAUCAUAAGUAUCGAUUAAUAAUCAUCAUUAUGGUGAUAAAUAUAUAAGUGUGUUAUCUGAAGGUUUGCGACAGAAUUAGGGGAUCAAGGAGUUUUUGUUAAGCAACAACAGAAUCAAAUAGGAUGGUGCUGUUACUAUAUUGAAUUAGAUUGGAAAGCAAGCAACAGUAGUGGAUUUAUCUAAAAAUGACAUUGGAUCAUUGGGAGUGGAUUGUCUAUGUCAAUAAUUGCAAAUGAGAGAGAAUAAGAUGGAAGUGAUUAAUAUUGAAGACAACAAGCUUGGAGAUAAGUUUGUCAUGAGGAUUUUGAAGUGUUUAUUAAAUACGUAAAAUAAAGUGAAAGUCCUGAAUAUUUCCAAAAACUUUUUAACAAAUGAGAUUUGUGAUUUAAUGAAGGAGAUCAUUUUGUAAUUGGAUAAUUUGGAAGAAUUAUAUAUUCACUGGAAUUAAAUAAAAGGGUCUGGAGGAUAGAAAAUCUUUGAGGCAUUGGUAGAAAAUAAGAACAUGAUUGUUUUCGAUGGAAGUUGGAACAGUUUUGGAAUUAGUGAAAAGUCUAAUUGUACUCAAAAAGUGUGUGACUUCUUAAGUCAAAAUAAGGUCAUGUUACACUGUGAUUUAUCAGCCAAUCAAUUCACAUUACCGGAUUGUAAAUUAAUUGCUAGCAGUUUGAAACCAAAUAGAACUAUGUAUGGAUUCCACUUUGCAGGUAAUUGGGGAGUAGUAGAUCCAAGAGGAUUUUUAAUUAUUGAUGAGAAUUCGUAACAGAAGGUUUUAGGAGAAACUUUGAGGAUUAAAGGGUUGGAAUAAGUUACAACUUUGAGACAUGAAGAUGUGUGUUGGAUUUGUGAAGGAUGGUAAGAACAGGUAUUUGAUUGGAUUCCAGAUGGAGAAUGUGAUCCAUUAUUUUUGCAUAUGAAUUUUGAAGAAUAUAAGCAAGUCUACGUUCCCAAAAGAAAUGAUGGUACUUAUAAGUUACCCUUAAUGGUUCCUGCUGGAUAGACUCAAUUUCUAUUUACAGUAAUUGACAAUUAAACUACAGGUGCAAAUUAUGAAAAUAUGAAAUUUGGUCAUGUGAUUAAACUCAAAGUGAAUGGAAUCAAUGUGAGUUGUCAAUUAGACAAUAUUAAUGUUGUGAAGAAGUUGAAGCAUUUUUAAUUAAUGGAUAAAAAAGAGAUGAAGGCUCAUACUUCAGUGCUUCCAAGGACUCCAGAUCCAAUAUACAUUCCACCUAAAUUAAAGAAAUAAAAAAGAAUUUGGUCCUUUCCAAUUUCGAUUUGGUUUAAGGAUUUUCGAUUUGAAAAUGAAGAAUUCUUAAGGAAAUGUUUUGAAAAGGAUUGGAGUUGCAGUAAAAUAUCAAAAGUUGUGAAAAAUCCAGAUGAAUUUAAUGAAGUCAAAAAUUUAUUAUGGAAAGAUUACAAAAUGAUCAAAGAAACUUAUAAAUGGUAUUCAUCAUACAAUCCAUCUGGAGAUGUUUGGUCAAUUUCAUCGAAUGUAAUCACAGACUUCUCAUCUUCAACAGAGUUGGUUGACAAUAAAACAUUUAAGCUUUCUGAUUUGGAUCUCAAAUUUAUUGCCACUUGUGCUGCUUCAAUUGAAUAUAAAGGGAACUAUAGAAAUCCAGAAAGAGCCUUGUGUAGAUAUCAAUUUAUGGAAUUCCUAGUGAGAGUCUCUGAUGACAAAUACUUGAAACAAAAAUAAGCCAAUAACAUGGUGGAAUCUGUGUAAAUGAUUUUAGAGCAAUGCAGACCUAUCAUGUCAUAAUAUAAUGCAUAAAAAUGGAGAGAUGAGAGAUACUUUAAUGAGUAAUGUGAUGAUUGUUUAAAGUAUUACAAAACCUUGUUAAAUUAUGUGUAUAACAGGUAUAGUAUAAAGAAAGUGAAACCAGGGUAGAAGAAAUUUAUGUGUCUUGACGAAUUACAUGAAAUAUGUGGUCAAGCAGGAUUAUUCGAUGAAAAAUUCGUUGAUAGAGAUGCAGAUUUGGCAUUCAAUUUAUCCAUGAUGUUGUAAAUAGAUGAAUUAGAAAGUGAUAGGAUCUUCUAAAUGACCUUUGUAGAAUUCUUGGAAGCUAUAGCCAGAAUUGCUGAGAAGGUUUCAUUGCCAGCUGCUCCAGAUAUGAGUUGGGAAUAACGUCAAUAAUAACCAUUGCAUAUCAAAUUAGAAAGAUUUCUAAUCCUUUUAGCAUAAACUUGUGCAUCUGAAGAAUACAAAUCACAAUUUGGAAAUCCUCAAAAAAGCAUAUUUGAUGUUCAACCUGAAGAUGAUUGA